This is a messenger RNA of Venturia canescens, 1143 nucleotides long. Its product is annotated as rac GTPase-activating protein 1-like. The coding region runs from base 168 to 980 and encodes 270 amino acids. Gene Ontology annotation, biological process: Rho protein signal transduction; mitotic spindle midzone assembly; mitotic cytokinesis. The record is from RefSeq and is a predicted model, not a curated record. The transcript has 5 exons. Gene Ontology annotation, molecular function: GTPase activator activity. NCBI's taxonomy places the organism in Eukaryota, Metazoa, Arthropoda, Insecta, Hymenoptera, Ichneumonidae. Gene Ontology annotation, cellular component: nucleus; cleavage furrow; centralspindlin complex.
CGCUACUACAUUGUCAAUCGAUUUUUUCUCCUUUCAGUCUACAUCGACUCCAAAAACUUAGCGCAUCGGACCAGUAGAUUUUCAGUUUCAAAUUUGUUCAACUGGUCUUCCAUUUCUUCACAAUUACAACUGAUUAUCCGUCAUUCCUUCGGUCUUCUGCUUCAAACAUGGACAUGAUGGCAUCUACGUCAUAUUCUGGAGAGUCAUCGAGCUCGAGUUCGGGCCUGCGAGAACAUAGAUUUCAAUGGAAAAUAUUCGACAACAAAUGUGCUGUGUGUCAUCAUAACAUACAACCUGGUAAGGAGGUAUUCGAAUGUGGUGGAUGUCAUAAAAUAGUCCACACUGCCUGCAAAGUUUCGCUUCCAGUUCCAUGCGUGCCACUAACAAAUCCAAAAAGGGGAACCCUCGCUGAUUAUGUGCCGGAUAAACCACCAUACGUACCAUCUCUGGUAAUGGAAUGUAUAUACCAAGUUGAAACCCGUGGUGUGGAGAAGAGAUUCUUGUACAGAAAAAACGGCGACAUUAUCGAAGCCAAACGAUUGGUUAAAGAGUACCUUGGAGAUAAAAUAGUACCGGAUUUGAGCAACAUCGAUACAGAAACAGUUACCUUGACUUUGAAACUAUUUUUGACUUCUUUGAGCGAUGCACUCAUUACCGAUGAAGUUCGGGAUGAUUUUGUCGAAGCAUCUCGCAUCCUUGAUUCAAAAAAAAAGCACGAAGCACUUUGUGAUGCUAUGCGAAGCCUUCCACGGUUUAAUCGCGACACUCUCAAUUAUCUUCUCGAACAUUUGCAAGAAAUUAUUCAGGAAGGACCUAGCGGCAUUUUUCAUCGUCUCGCCUACGUUUUUGGCCCCAUUGUGGUCGGUGGAAGCUCUCAAUAUCUAACCCCAUCUUUAUUUAUGAUUUCACGAGAAGAUCAAAUUGAGGUUUUUGAAAGUCUGUUGGAACUGGGAGAUUGCGAUGAUGGCCUCUGGAUAUAAUCUUUUUCUUUUGUGCUAAUAUAUUGUACCCAUUUGUAUGAGCCCAAAAGAUUUGACCAGAAUGUACACCAAAUCUAAUUGCUAUGUGAUGCUGUGAAAACGCACACAAUUGUUUGCUGGUGCAUUGAGUGCACGAUGAAAUAAAAGAAUUCUCUGAAAUGAA